This is a messenger RNA of Moneuplotes crassus, 1880 nucleotides long. Lineage: Eukaryota; Ciliophora; Spirotrichea; Euplotida; Euplotidae. The record is from the annotation of a GenBank genome assembly.
UAAAUUAACAAAAAUGGAUUGUUCCCAAAGUACUGAUUAUUUGAGCUUCACUGAAAACAAACUUGCUCAACCCUUCGUGGCUAAUGACAUAGUGCUCUUCACUGGAGAAAUCUAUAAGAUUAACAGAUACUGGACACAGCAAAAAUAGAAUUCUCUGAAUUACUUCAAAAUAUGUCAUGAAUUUGAAGAGAGAUAGAAGCGGAAUGGAUGAGCACAAUAAACCUGAUCUCACAGGUUUAUCAGUGAAACGGAUCAUUGAUGUUGGGAGUCUAAGGGCAGUCACUAAAUCACUUAACCCUCGAUCAAUUGAAUUCAUCAUUCAUGUCCCAAGCGAGUAUGAUUAUCGAUAUUCUGCUAAAAAUGAUACAAUUCGGGAUGAAAUUAUCAACGCCCUGAAACUAGCUUUUCUUACAGAAAAGAAAGAUGACCUAGUUAUUUAUGGAGUCCCUGACCGCUACUUGGGAAAAUAUACAAAAACCAGUAAGGGGUUUAGGAAGAACAACAAAAUUCCAGAAGAUAAUUUUCUCUUACAAGAAGAAAAGCUUGCUUUAGGAUUUGAACGUACUAAUUCAGCGAAUGCCUCACCUUUAAAGCCCAGAUUAAGCCUUGAUUCGGAUGAAUUGGAAAUCAUUCCUUAUGAAGAAAAGGAAGAUAAGAACUCUCUGUAUAAAAAGGCUCACUCUGAUGGAGGAAAUGUUGAUACUGAUGAGGAGACCAACCUCAAAAAUAUCACAAAGGACCAUGAUUCUGACCAAUCCUGAGGAGAUGAAGAACAAAAAAUCCUUGAUGAAAUCUCAGAUGAUGAAAACGAGAUCAGCUUUAACUUAGACGAUGAGGAUUUUGACAUUUUCUGUGAGCGCUCAGAAACUAUUUAUUCCAAAAAGAAUGAAUCUAACAAAAUAAAUGCCAAAGACUUCGCUCUCAAGAAGCUACUCAGGAGCACAGAUCACGGGAAGGUCUACCUAGCUGAACACACAAAGAGCAAGAAACUUUAUGCACUCAAAAGUAUUAAGAGGGACAUUUUCGUAAAGAAGUUUAAAACAGUAGACGUUCUAAAAGAGCUGAGCGAUCAGCUAGACCAUCCCUUUAUCUGAAAUAUAGAGUUUGCUAUUCAAAAUGAAUUCAGAGUCUAUCUGAUUAGUGAUCUCCUCAAAGGAGGUGAACUCUCCAGUCUUAUCAAGAGCAAAACUUUAGAUGAAGAAUGGGUGAAAUUCUAUGCAGCUCAAUUAGCAUUAGCCUUAGGAUUCAUGCAUGAACAUGAAGUGAUAUACAGAAAUCUUAAGACUUCAAACAUCAUGAUAGGAAAUGAUGGAUACAUCAAGAUAGGGGAUUUUGACUCAUCUAAAAUAAAUAAGAAUGGACUAAACGGAAGUAUCCUUAACCUUUCUGAAUAUCAAGCUCCUGAAGUUAUCCAUGACCAGCAAUAUGACUAUACUGUUGAUUGGUGGGCUCUUGGAAUUGUCAUGUCUCAGAUGCUCUUUCCAGAAAUAAAAUUUAGUAAAGAAGGAAUCGAAUUUCCAGAAUCGACAGUCUCAGAAGAAGGGAAAAAUCUGAUUUCUAAGCUGCUUGAAAGAGAUAAAAAGAAACGUCUUGGAGCGGAGAAUGACAAAGAUGAUGUUCUCUCUCAUAAUUUUUUCUCAAAUAUCGAUAUCAAUAGUUUACUUAAUAAAACUGCUGAGCCUCCUUACAAACCUUUCAUUAAUCCUAAUGAUCCAUAUUUUGUAACAAACUUUAAUUCUGAAUUUCUGAAGCAGCCUCCGAGAGAAAGUGUGAUUGACAAGAAAGAAAAGGAGAGGAUAUCUCGAGAGGUUGAACAAAUUCUUGACUAACUGACUUCUUUCUCUCAGAAUGACAUAUCAGGAUAGUUUCCAGCAAUCUUC